AUGAAGCUCAUCCAAUAUUUACUCCUGGCUCUUGCGCUGACCUCUGUGCAAAUAUCAUUAGCUGAAAGCCGGCUAAAUGAAAAACGUAGAGAUAAAACAGAACGUAGGUAUCACGCUGCUCCGGCUAAAGAUAACAUGUGCGAGAUAACAAACAGAGAAUCAAAAGUGCACUGCUAUUGUGAAAACACGUCGAUAAAGACCGCUACACGAGCGGACUGCUGGGUUUUUAACGGAGGAAUCGACGAAAGCGAUCCCGUUUGGUCUAGUUUCAGCUCACAACCGUACCUUGAGAGAUUAACGUUUAACGUAAGGUCAGAUGGUGCACUCAGAUUCAUCCCCUUACAAGUAAUCCAAAGUUUAAAGAGAUUGCAGAAGCUCUACAUACACUACGCGACAUUAAACAAAAUCGAGAAAAAGACAUUCACAAACAUGUCAACGCUAAGAGAAAUAACACUGAUGAAUGAUAAAAUAGUGGAAUUAGACUUUUCCGCAUUCUCGAACCUACCAUCGCUUGUAAACUUAACGAUAAAGGGGAACAAAGUGGUCGAGAUACAGCGGGACAUUUUCGUAGAUUUACCAAGUCUUAGAUACCUCGAUCUGUCGUUUAACAGCAUUAGUCUCGCUCACGAUGGAUGUUUCGAACAUUUAAACGUUCUCAACGAUUUGGUUCUCGAGGCAAAUUUAAUAUCAGUUUUAACUAGAGACACAUUUAAAGGUCUGGGCAAUUUGACGAGAUUGGAUUUGAGAUCGAAUAAAUUAUCGAUGAUUGGAGAUUUGACAUUUUCUGAAUUAUGGAACCUAAAUGAACUUCUGUUAGAUAAUAAUGAAUUGAAAUAUUUGUCGGAGAGGGCUUUUGACGGGCUCGCCUUGCUAAGAAAAUUAUCUAUAACUGGAAAUCAACUGCAAACCAUUAACGAGGGACUAUUGGAAGGCGUCAGAGGACUCGAGCUAUUAGAUUUGAGGAAUAAUGAAAUUGAAUUAUUGACAUACGAAACUAUUAAGCCGAUUAUGGAGAACUUGAAGAUGAAGACUUCGGUUUUAUAUUUAAGUGGUAAUAAAUUGAACUGUGACUGCCGUUUAUCUUGGAUUCAAUUAUUACGUAAUGAAACUAAAAGUGAACCUUUAAGAAUGGCACUCGAUGAAGUCACUUGCUUUCAAAAUCAUGGGAAACCUGAAGGAAAGGACGAUAUUAAUGAAGAUGUAGUUAAAGAAGUAAAAUCAAUGAAAAGUGAAAAUUUAUUUGAAAUAGAAUCAAACAGUGACAUUUCCCAACAAAACGAAAACGAUGAAGAGCUAUACGUAGAUCCUAAUCCAUCUUAUAAAUCUGAGACAACGAUAAAACCCAUUACGAAUGAAAUAGCAUUGGUUGAUAUUCCUGCGGAAUCGUUGCUUUGUCCGGGCGAGUUAAUUCAGAACGGGGAAGACUCUUUGAUGCUAUCAUCGAAAGACGAAAACUAUUGGCAACCAAAUUCGAGUUUGAUGAUCUUAUCGAAUUUGUCUUUAGUGUUGACAUUGGUAAUAAUAAGUAUUGUGAAUUAA
Molecule: messenger RNA, 1539 nt
Organism: Melitaea cinxia (Glanville fritillary)
Lineage: Eukaryota; Metazoa; Arthropoda; Insecta; Lepidoptera; Nymphalidae
Product: connectin-like
Exons: 2
Coding region: 1-1539 (512 amino acids)
Molecular function (GO): protein binding
Source: RefSeq, a predicted model, not a curated record